Messenger RNA from Moesziomyces aphidis, 2856 nucleotides. NCBI's taxonomy places the organism in Eukaryota, Fungi, Basidiomycota, Ustilaginomycetes, Ustilaginales, Ustilaginaceae. The record is from the annotation of a GenBank genome assembly.
AUGGCCUCCAUCCACGACCCAUCGCUUCCCAUCCCGCCAUCCUCUCCGCUCCGCAUUCCUCUCAUUGCACCCACCUGCAGCACCACGCAUACAGUCCAGAUCCGCACUUUUUUGCAAGCGUCUCCACCACACCGCGCCACCGCCCAGCCAACUAGCUUUGGAGCUAUCCUCCUCGCUUUGCUGCCCGCUGCGCCUCUGUCCCCACCGCCGCCGCACGCACUCUUCGCCCCUCCUCGCCUCAUCACCUCCUCAGUGACGCCUCUCCCGCCCCAAGUCAUCCAUCUAGAUCCUCCUCCCUCGUCGCUGAAGAUUGGCUCGACUCCACCAACCCUUGCCACCACCUCGGCGCUUCCGUUCCUGGCUCGUCCCUUCCGUCUCCCAACCGUUGCGUCAGGUCCUCGCCUGCCUUCAUCCGCACAGCCUUCGAGCCUCUUUGCUUCUACGCACGGAUCCAUUUGCACGGCCCGCCUCAUCCAAUACACCUUUGACGUGCCUCGGACCUUCAACACGUCAGCAUCUCCAUCCGCCUCUAGACCUUCGCAUCUGGCGCUGGCACUGGCCAUUGGAUCUUCCUUCCCUCUUCGUCUCCCCGCACGCCAUUCGCCAUACCCGGCAUCUUCCCGAUCCGUCAAUCUCAACUCGCUACGCAUCCGCGCUCGCCAUCUCGCUCCCGCUUCCGGACAACAUCUCCCCAACCUCAGCUUCGCCUUUCUUCGCCAUCUCCUUUGCGCUUCGCCAUCAUCCGAUACGCCUCCAUCACUUGGUCAACCCACACCAAAGGGAAAGUUUGACGUCGAAGCCAACGCAGCAGACAACCUUCUUUCAGCCACAGGCGUAGCGUUCAAGCGGUCAUCCUUCGCCAACGAUAGAAUGACGGCACAGGUAGUCCUCGGCACAAUGCCCCACCCCUUUCCAUCGGCGUUCUCAUCGCCCGUGGCCACCCCGACCAAGGAGCUCCAGUUCCCAUCACUCCCACCGUUCUCGCAUCAGACGUCCACACCCGCGUCAGCCGAAUCAAGCAGCGACGCCAAGCACAGUCAAACACAAUCAUCGACCGCCGGUAAUGCCUCUUCCAACACGCCCUUUCCCGGUGUCGCAACCGCAGUCGCCGAAUCGAGCGCACCGCGCACCUACCGUGGCCCCGACGCGCGCCGCUCUUCUCGGCCGCGCUUGCGCAGCUUGCAGAGCCUCAACUCGGCACCAGCAUCUCCUUCGCUCACCGAACAAGACAGCGGUCGUGCUUUCAUCUCCACCUCCCGCUUUCACACUUCGCAUCCCAGCCUCGGCAGGGCUCCCUCGCGCAACGCUGUCGAGUCGCUCCAGCCCCUCGCCGAGUCGAGCGUGGCUGCCUACUCCACCACCGCAGACCGCCCUUCCGCACGCUCGCCCACCUCCGCCUCGCAUCCAUGGCCAGCGUCAAGUCACACGGACACCGCCGCUUUGCCACCGCGCGCGCGGCGCUCUUCCACCAGCCCAAAGCUCGACUCGGGUCUGAGCGAAUUCGGCCAGAUGGGCGCUCCCUUCUCUGCCCACGCUUCCAACCAAGGCUUCCUGCGACGCAGUCACACCAUUACAACAGGCAUCAGCUCAGCUGCCCAGAAGCGCGCAGACGACUCCUCCUCCCAUCGUUCUCCGCCUCCCAACGCCAUGACCUACGGCCCCAGCAGCGGCAGGCAGGCUCCCAAGCUCAAUCAGCGCCGACAGACCGUCUCCAACGUGUCGCCAACUUCGCUCGAUCGCGCAGCUCCGGCACAGCAGAUCGCCGGUGUCUCUCCUGUCCCCAGCCGCACCCUAUCCUACGCUCAACAGCACACGCCCCAUGCCAACGGCGCCAGCGCCAUCUCGGUCUCUUCGCCUCCAAGCCGUAUCCGCGAACGUGGCACCUUGCCCAACAACCAGCUCGAAGCCAAGGUCGUCAUCCUCGGCUCACAGGGCGUCGGCAAGACCUCGCUCGUCCAUCGCUACACUUCGGGCCAGUUCAGCGUCGCCUCUACACCUUCCACCAUCGGCGCCAGCUUCUUGACCAAAAAGCUCAUCGUCGAUGCCGUCAAGGUGCGCCUGCAGCUCUGGGACACGGCAGGACAGGAGCGCUUCCGCAGCAUGGCACCCAUGUACUAUCGCGGCAGUCACGCUGCCGUGAUCGUGUACGACAUUACCUCCAUGUCUAGCUUCCUCGACGUGCGUGCUUGGAUCGAAGAGCUCAAGAAGAACAUGACCACCGACCUCGUCAUCCACGUCGUCGGCGCCAAGCUCGAUCUCGCCUGGUCCCAGCGACAGGUCGAGCUCGACUACGCACGCGCCACCGUCAAGAGCUGGCUCCAGCCCUACCAGACACAGGCGAUCACCUUCCCCACGCCGGGCUUCGCCAACGUCUCGGACGGCAGUCCGGGCUCGCCCACGCGUCCCUCGUCACGGCUGAGCGGCCUGAGCUCCCUGGCGAUCGGAUCUGCCUCGCGUCUUGCCGCGUUCCAACGGACGUCCAGCCAGGCUGCAACGCCGGCAUCAGCCGUGGCCGGUGGGCUCAAGCCCAGCAGCUUUGGCAGCAGCGCCGCUUCCAGCGGGUCCGCAGCCAGCGAUCCCGGUCGCGACGCCGCCGCCGACCUGGAUGCGUUUGGCUUCAGCCUCUCGUGGGAUGUCGUCGAAGUUUCCGAGGUGUCGGCCAAGGAUGACCGCGGCAUCGAAGAGGUCUUUCUCGCCGUCACCAAGAAGCUCGUCGAGCGUCGCAGCCAGAUUGAGCACGACCGCGCCGAGCGCGAACGCAACAGCAUCUUUCUCUCGUCGCACGACGCCGAUCAGCUCCUCGCCGGCGCCGAUCAACCCGCCAUCACGCCCAACAGCUGGACCUGUUGCGGCUGA